Saimiri boliviensis boliviensis (Bolivian squirrel monkey) is the source of this 1563-nucleotide messenger RNA. RefSeq names its product torsin family 1 member A (gene TOR1A). Gene Ontology annotation, cellular component: endoplasmic reticulum; endoplasmic reticulum lumen; nuclear envelope. Lineage: Eukaryota; Metazoa; Chordata; Mammalia; Primates; Cebidae. Gene Ontology annotation, biological process: protein localization to nucleus; nuclear membrane organization. Gene Ontology annotation, molecular function: kinesin binding; ATP binding; ATP hydrolysis activity. The record is from RefSeq and is a predicted model, not a curated record.
AAAACAAGGCUUUGUCCCGAACAAAGAUGGCGGCCGCCGGGGUCGGUAGGAGGGCUGCCCUGAAGAAAGAUGGCCUCCGCCGCAGGAGGAACCGGAAGCGCGGGUCUGGCGGCGGCACUAGUGCGCGGUUAGCGCCAGAACGCGCAGGGCGGCGCGGGUCCGGGUAUGAAGCUGGGCCGGGCCGCGCUGGGCCUGCUGCUGCUGGCGCCGUCCGUGGUGCAGGCGGUGGAGCCCAUCAGCCUGGGACUGGCCCUGGCCGGCGUCCUCACCGGCUACAUCUACCCGCGUCUCUACUGCCUCUUCGCCGAGUGCUGCGGCCAGAAGCGGAGCCUCAGCCGGGAGGCGCUGCAGAAGGAUCUGGACAACAAGCUCUUUGGACAGCAUCUUGCAAAGAAAAUCAUCUUAAAUGCUGUAUUUGGUUUCAUAAACAACCCAAAGCCCAAGAAACCUCUCACCCUUUCCCUGCAUGGGUGGACGGGCACCGGCAAAAAUUUCGUCAGCAAGAUCAUCGCGGAGAAUAUUUACGAGGGUGGUCUCAACAGUGACUAUGUCCACCUGUUUGUGGCCACACUGCACUUUCCACAUGCCUCAAACAUCACCUUGUACAAGGACCAGUUACAGUUGUGGAUUCGAGGCAACGUGAGCGCCUGUGCGAGGUCCAUCUUCAUAUUCGAUGAAAUGGAUAAGAUGCAUGCAGGUCUCAUAGAUGCCAUCAAGCCUUUCCUUGACUACUACGACCUGGUAGAUGGAGUCUCCUACCAGAAAGCCAUCUUCAUAUUUCUCAGCAAUGCUGGAGCAGAAAGGAUCACAGAUGUGGCUUUAGAUUUCUGGAGGAGUGGAAAGCAGAGGGAAGACAUCAAGCUCAAAGACAUUGAACACGCCUUGUCUGUGUCGGUUUUCAAUAACAAAAACAGUGGCUUCUGGCACAGCAGCUUAAUUGACCGGAACCUCAUCGAUUAUUUUGUUCCCUUCCUCCCCCUGGAAUACAAACACCUAAAAAUGUGUAUCAGAGUCGAAAUGCAGUCCCGAGGCUAUGACAUUGAUGAAGACAUUGUAAGCAGAGUGGCUGAGGAGAUGACAUUUUUCCCCAAAGAGGAGAGAGUUUUCUCGGAUAAAGGCUGCAAAACUGUGUUCACCAAGUUAGAUUAUUACUACGAUGAUUGACAGCCAUGAAUGACAGCGAGAGUCACUGCCUGGAGUUGGAGAGGAACCUCCACACUCAGUCCUUCCAGUGCCUCUGCCCCCUGCUCCUUUCCCUGAGGAGGACUCAAGUGAAUGUUUCCUGUUUGAUGUGACAGGAAUUCUCCAGACAUGGUUUCCAUCCCUGGUGCCUGCAGGCCACCUUGGGACCAUGGGCGAAGACAGGCGGCCUCCCGAGCCCUCAGAGAAGGAAGGCGCCAGCUCCCAGCACACUCAUCGCAGGGCUCAUGAUUUUUUAAAAAUUAUGUUUUAAUUCCAAGUGUUUCUGUUUCAAGGAAGGAUGAGUAAGUUUUACUGAAAAUGUGAUAACUUUAUUUAAAAUGGUUUUUAACAUUGUGAGAGACUGCUCAGAUUCUGAGUUGU